Molecule: messenger RNA, 924 nt
Organism: Micropterus dolomieu (smallmouth bass)
Lineage: Eukaryota; Metazoa; Chordata; Actinopteri; Centrarchiformes; Centrarchidae
Product: neurexophilin-1
Exons: 2
Coding region: 94-924 (276 amino acids)
Molecular function (GO): signaling receptor binding
Source: RefSeq, a predicted model, not a curated record
CUUCCUGAAGGAGGAAAAGCCCGUGUGCUGGAGUUUUUUUAAAUUUUGGUCUUUGCUACCGGGGAGGGGGAGCUGUCGGUUUUACGCGCCGGAAUGAUGCGUCCCAACCGCGGCUUCAUCCUACUCCUCCUCAAUGGAACCGCUUGUUUGGUGGCCCUGGGUCAAGAAGACCACUCCUCCAGCCCCAAGACCUCUUCAGAUGACUCCUCCAAGACACUGGGCCUCAUGAGCGGGCAGGCUUCCCUCUCGCCCUUGAGCCGCUGGAUGCUUCAUAGUAAGAGCAGAGCUGCUAAUGCCACCUCUCUGGAACUGCCCUACCGCUCUCCGGUCCCUUUCUCCAAGCAGGAGUUUUCUAAACAGGAAUUCUGGGAGAUGUUGGGCAGCGACCUGCUCAAACCCGACGCCUCCAGCUCCAGGGUCAAACGAAGGCCCAUCGUUAAGACCGGCAAGUUCAAGAAGAUGUUUGGCUGGGGAGACUUCUAUUCCAAUAUCAAGACGGUUAGGCUUAACCUGCUGAUCACCGGCAAGAUUGUGGACCACGGUAACGGCACGUUUAGCGUCUACUUCCGCCACAACUCCACAGGCCAGGGCAAUAUCUCAGUCAGCCUGGUGCCACCUGUCAAGGCGGUUGAGUUUGACCUGGAGCGCCAGAGCGUGGUCUACCCCAAGGACUCAAAGAUCUUCAACUGCCGCGUGGACUAUGAGAAGGUGGAUCGCAGCAAGCGCACCUCGCUGUGCAACUACGACCCAUCCAAGACCUGCUUCCAGGAGCAGAUUCAGAGCCACGUGUCCUGGAUUUGCUCCAAGCCUUUCAAGGUCAUCUGUAUCUACAUUUCCUUCUACAGUACGGACUACCGCCUAGUCCAAAAAGUUUGCCCGGACUACAACUACCAUAAUGAGAUGCCCUACCUGCCCUCGGGCUAG